AUGAACGGGCUGCAGAAGCCUGGGCUUGGGAGAGCCCGAGUAGAAGGCGCCUGCGCCGCGUUCCUCUCUCCCACCCCAUCCAACGCCGGCCGCGACGCACGGUCCGUGCUCCCCGGGCGCGGGCUGAGUGACGGCCGACAGGCCGCGGACUCCCGCUCCCGUGGUGCCCCGCGCGCGGCCGGCCCAGCCUCCGGCUCCCGCCGGCCCUGGGGCGGCGCUGGUUGUUGUAGCCGGGGCCGCGGCCGGGGCCGGGGCUGGGGCCCGAGCCGGGGCUGGGUGCCAGAGGAAGAGAGCAGUGACGGGGACUCGGACGAUGAGGAGUUUCAGGGUUUUCAUUCAGAUGAAGAUGUGGCCCCCAGUUCCCUGCGCUCUGCGCUCCGAUCCCAGCGAGGUCGAGCCCCCCGAGGCCGGGGCCGCAAGCAUAAGACGACCCCUCUUCCGCCUCCUCGCCCAGCAGAUGUGACACCCACCCCCCCCAAGACCCCCGCCCGGAAACGAGGUGAGGAGGGCACAGAACGAAUGGUGCAGGCACUGACUGAACUCCUCCGGCGGGCCCAGGCGCCUCCAGUCCCCCGGAGCCGGGUGUGUGAGCCCUCUACCCCUCGUCGGUCUCGAGGCCGGCCCCCAGGAAGGCCAUCAGGACCCUGCAGGAAGAAGCCACCAGCAGUAGUAGUAGCAGAAGCAGCUGUGACAAUCCCCAAACCUGAGCCCCCACCUCCUGUGGCUCCAGUAAAAUACCGGACUGGCAGCUGGAAGCACAAAGAAGGACCAGGCCCAGGUCCUGGGACCCCCAAACGUGGAGGACAGUCUGGCCGAGGAAGCCGUGGUGGCAGAGGUCGGGGCCGAGGUGGCCUCCCACUUGUGAUCAAGUUUGUUUCAAAAGCCAAAAAAGUGAAGAUGGGACAGUUGCAUUGUGAAUCAGGUCAGGGUCAAGAUCAACAUGGGGAAAACUGUCAGGAUCCUCCUCUAGGAAGAGUUGGAUCUGAACAGGAAGGGGACCCCUGCUGGGAAAAGCAGGAGCAGAAGCUAGAAAAAGAAGAAGAUGAAGAGAAAAGAAAGGAGGAAGGGGAAGAAAAGGAAGAGAAGCCUGUAGAUGAGGAAGAGGUGGUUCUAGCCAAGGAAAAGGAGGAGACCAAGCUGCUGUCACCACCCCUGACUCCUCCAGCCCCCCCACCUUUCCCACCCCCUGCAGCAUCUGCUCCUUCUCCUCCCCCAUUGUGUUCUCCACCAUCCCCACUGUCCCCCCCACCUCCACCAGUCCCUCUUCCAUCUCCUGCCCCAGAGGAGCAGGGCGAAUCCCCUUCUCCUGUGGUCCCAGUGGUCACGACCUGCUCUAGGAAGAGGGGCCGACCUCCUCUGACUCCCAGUCAGCGAGCAGAGCGGGAAGCUGCUCGUGCAGGCCCAGAGGGGGUUUCCUUGCCUAGUCCGACCCCCAGCACCACUACAGGAGGCCCUCUGGAAGACACUCCCACCGUGGCCCCUAAAAGUACCACCUUUCUAAAGAAUAUUCGGCAGUUUAUCAUGCCCGUGGUGAGUGCUCGGUCCUCUCGUGUUAUCAAGACGCCCCGGCGAUUUAUGGAUGAAGAUCCUCCUAAGCCCCCGAAAGUGGAGGUCUCACCUGUUUUGAGGCCUCCUGUUGUCGUUUCCCCACUGCCACCUCAGGAACCUGCCCCGGCCCCUUCUCCACCACGUGCCCCAACACCCCCACCUACCCCAGUCCCACUCCCUGAGAAGAGACGGUCAAUCCUAAGAGAACCCACAUUUCGUUGGACUUCACUCACCAGGGAAUUGCCUCCACCUCCUCCAGCCCCACCCCCGCUUUCUGUCUCUCCCCCUGCUUCUAUAACCCCAUCUAGAAGACCCCUGCUCCUUCGUGCCCCUCAGUUUACCCCAAGCGAAGCCCACCGGAAGAUCUAUGAAUCGGUGCUCACUGCUCCUCUUGGGGCUUCUGAAGCCCCUGAACCAGAGCCACCUCCUGCUGAUGACUGUCCAGCUGAGCCUGAGCCCAAGGCAGUGGGCCGGACCAACCACCUCAGCCUGCCUCGAUUUGCCCCUGUGGUCACCUCUCCCAUUAAGGCUGAGGAGCUCCCACAUGGGUCUCCAGCUCCAGGCAAUGGGCAGCAGCCCCCGCAGCCCCCAGUUCAGAUCCAGCAGCCCCCACAGACUUUGCAAGCUCAUUUACUACCCCAGGCGCUAUCACCACAGCAGCCCCAACUACAAUCACAGCUGCAGCCACCACCACUGGAAAAGACUCGGCUUACAGGCCUGGGCUCCUUACCACUCUCAGGGGUGGAGGAGAAGAUGUUUAGUCUCCUCAAGAGAGCCAAAGUGCAAUUGUUCAAGAUCGACCAGCAGCAGCAGCAGAAGGUGGCGUCUUCAAUGCCGCUGAGCCCUGGAGGGCAGAAAGAGGAGGCCAUGGGUACUGUCAAGCAGAUCCCAGACAGAGGUUGUGUCCGGUCCGAAGAUGAAUCCGUGGAAGCCAAGAGAGACAGACCCUCGGGUCCCGAAUCCCCCAUGCAAGGCCCCCGCAUCAAACAUGUCUGCCGUCAUGCUGCUGUGGCUCUGGGUCAGGCCCGGGCCAUGGUACCCGAAGAUGUACCCCGUCUCAGUGCCCUUCCUCUUCGGGAUCGGCAGGACCUCGCCACAGAGGAUACAUCAUCAGCAUCUGAGACUGAGAGCGUCCCAUCACGGUCCCAGCAGGAUAAGGCGGAGUUAGCAGGGCCUGGGGGGGACUCUGAGCCCACAGGGUCUGGGGGAACCCUGGCCCACACACCCAGGCGCUCACUGCCUUCCCACCAUGGCAAGAAGAUGCGAAUGGCACGGUGUGGGCACUGCCGAGGCUGCCUCCGUGUGCAGGACUGUGGGUCGUGUGUCAACUGCCUUGACAAGCCCAAGUUUGGGGGGCCCAACACCAAGAAACAGUGCUGUGUAUACCGGAAGUGUGACAAGAUAGAGGCUCGGAAGAUGGAACGUCUGGCCAAAAAAGGCCGGACGAUAGUGAAGACGCUGUUGCCCUGGGAUUCCGAUGAAUCUCCUGAGGCCUCCCCUGGUCCUCCAGGCCCACGCCGGGGGGCGGGAUCUGGGGGGCCCCGGGAGGAGGUGGUGGCCCCCCAAGGGCCCGAGGAGCAGGACUCCCUCCUACUGCAGCGCAAGUCAGCCCGGCGCUGCGUCAAACAGCGACCCUCCUAUGAUAUCUUCGAGGAUUCGGACGAUUCGGACCCUGGGGGUCCUCCCGCUCCCCGGCGUCGGACCCCCCGAGAGAGUGAGCUGCCAGUACCAGAACCUGAGGAGCAGAGCCGGCCUCGCAAACCCACCCUGCAGCCUGUGGUGCAGCUCAAGGCCCGGAGGCGCCUGGAAAAGGAUGCUGUGGCCCCUGGUCCUUUUGCUUCUUUUCCUAAUGGCUGGACUGGAAAACAGAAGUCUCCUGAUGGUGUGCACCGAGUCCGUGUGGAUUUUAAGGAGGACUGUGACCUGGAGAAUGUGUGGCUGAUGGGUGGCCUGAGCGUACUCACGUCUGUGCCAGGGGGACCGCCGAUGGUGUGCUUGCUCUGUGCCAGCAAAGGCCUGCAUGAGCUGGUGUUCUGCCAAGUCUGUUGUGACCCCUUCCAUCCCUUCUGCCUGGAGGAGGCAGAGCGGCCCCUGCCCCAGCAUCAUGAUACCUGGUGCUGCCGCCGCUGCAAGUUCUGCCACGUCUGUGGACGCAAAGGCCGAGGAUCCAAGCACCUCCUGGAGUGUGAGCGCUGCCGUCACGCUUACCACCCAGCCUGCCUGGGGCCCAGCUACCCAACCCGGGCCACCCGCAAACGACGCCACUGGAUCUGCUCAGCCUGUGUGCGUUGUAAAAGUUGUGGGGCAACUCCAGGCAAGAACUGGGACGUCGAGUGGUCUGGAGAUUACAGCCUCUGCCCCAGGUGCACCCAGCUUUAUGAGAAAGGAAACUACUGCCCAAUCUGCACACGCUGCUAUGAAGACAAUGACUACGAGAGCAAGAUGAUGCAGUGCGCACAGUGUGACCACUGGGUGCAUGCUAAGUGUGAGGGCCUUUCAGAUGAGGACUACGAGAUCCUCUCGGGGCUGCCGGAUUCAGUGCUGUAUACCUGUGGACCAUGUGCUGGGGCCACACGCCCCCGCUGGCGGGAGGCUUUGAGCGGGGCCUUACGGGGAGGCCUGCGCCAGGUGCUCCAGGGCCUGCUCAGUGCCAAGGUGGCGGGCCCACUUCUGCUGUGCUCCCAGUGUGGGCAGGACGGGAAGCAGCUGCACCCUGGGCCCUGUGAUCUGCAGGCUGUGAGUCGGCGCUUUGAGGAAGGUCACUACAAGUCUGUGCACAGCUUCAUGGAGGACAUGGUGGGCAUCCUGAUGAGACAUUCAGAAGGAGGAGAGACCCCAGAGCGCCGAGCUGGAGGCCAGAUGAAGGGGCUUUUGCUGAAACUGCUAGAGUCUGCGUUCAGCUGGUUUGACGCCCACGACCCCAAGUAUUGGCGGCGGAGUACCCGGCUGCCAAAUGGAGUCCUUCCCAAUGCGGUGUUGCCCCCAUCUUUGGACCAUGUCUAUGCUCAGUGGAGGCAGCAGGAGCCAGAGAUCCCAGAAUCAGGGCAGCCUCCAGGGGGCCCCUCAGCAGCUUUCCAGAGCAAGGAUUCAGCUGCUUUCUCACAUCUGGAGGACCCCCGACAGUGUGCACUCUGUCUCAAGUAUGGGGAUGCAGACUCCAAGGAAGCAGGGCGGCUCCUGUACAUCGGGCAGAAUGAGUGGACCCAUGUCAACUGUGCCAUUUGGUCAGCCGAAGUGUUUGAGGAGAAUGAUGGCUCCCUCAAGAAUGUGCAUGCUGCUGUGGCCCGAGGAAGGCAGAUGCGCUGUGAGCUCUGCUUGAAGCCCGGAGCCACGGUGGGCUGCUGCCUGUCUUCCUGCCUCAGCAACUUCCAUUUCAUGUGCGCCCGGGCCAGCUACUGCAUCUUCCAGGAUGACAAGAAGGUGUUCUGCCAGAAACACACAGACCUGCUUGAUGGCAAGGAGAUCGUGACCCCUGAUGGUUUUGAUGUUCUCCGCCGAGUCUAUGUGGAUUUUGAGGGCAUCAACUUCAAGCGAAAGUUCUUGACGGGGCUUGAACCUGAUGCCAUCAAUGUGCUCAUCGGCUCCAUUCGAAUUGACUCCUUGGGUACUCUCUCUGAUCUCUCGGACUGCGAGGGACGACUCUUCCCCAUUGGCUACCAGUGCUCUCGUCUGUACUGGAGCACAGUGGAUGCUCGGCGGCGCUGCUGGUAUCGGUGCCGAAUUCUCGAGUAUCGGCCCUGGGGGCCCAGGGAAGAGCCAGUCCACCUGGAGGCAGCAGAAGAGAACCGGACCAUUGUGCACAGCCCCACCCCUUCCUCAGAACCCCAAGAUCAUGAGAACCCGUUGUCAGAUAUGGAUACCCUUCUCCCUGGAACUCCUGAGCAUCACUCACUUGUUCAGAACCUGGAACCCCCGCUUCGGUCAGAUCCGAGUAGCGCCCUUCCUCUGGCCCCCCGCUCAUUCUCGGGGGCUCGAAUCAAAGUGCCCAACUACUCACCCUCUCGGAGGCCCUUGGGUGGUAUCUCUUUUGGACCCCUGCCUUCCCCUGGAAGCCCCUCUUCUCUGACCCAUCACAUCCCUACAGUGGGAGACCCAGACUUCCCAGCCCCCUCCAGACGCUCUCGUCGUCCCAGUCCCCUGACUCCAAGGCUGCCAUCAUCACGACGGGCCUCUUCCCCCCUCAGAACUUCCCCUCAGCUCAGGGUGCCCCCUCCUACCUCAGCCAUUACAGCCCUCACACCUACCUCAGGGGAGCUGGCUCCCCCUGGCCCAGCCCCGUCUCCUCCACCACCCACUGAAGAUCUGGGCCCGGACUUUGAGGACAUGGAGGUGGUGUCGGGACUAAGUGCUGCUGAUUUGGACUUCGCAGCCAGCCUGCUGGGGACUGAGCCCUUCCAGGAAGAAAUUGUGGCUGCAGGGGCCAUGAGCAGUAGUCACGGGGGCCUUGGGGACAGCUCAGAGGAGGAGGCGAGCCCCAGCACCCACUACGUCCGCUUCCCUGUCACUGUUGUGUCUAACCCUACUCUGACUCCUGGUGUGCUCCCUGGAACCCCUCGCAUCGAGCAGCUGGAUGGAGUGGACGAUGGCACAGACAGCGAGGCUGAGGCGGUCCAGCAGCCUCGGGGCCAGGGGGCUCCACCUUCAGGGCAAGGAGUGGGCCGGCCUGGGGUUGUCGGGGCCGCAGGGGACAGGACCCGACCUCCCGAGGACCUGCCAUCAGAAAUAGUGGAUUUUGUAUUGAAAAAUCUGGGGGGGCCUGGCGAAGGGGGUGCUGCCGCCAGAGAGGAGCCACAACCCUCACCACCGCCACUGGCCAAUGGCAGCCAGCCCCCCCAGGGCUUGCCUUCUAGCCCGGCUGACCCCACCCGGACGUUUGCCUGGCUCCCGGGAGCCCCAGGGGUCCGAGUGCUGAGCUUAGGCCCUGCCCCUGAGCCCCCCAAACCUGCCACAUCCAAAAUCAUCCUUGUCAACAAACUGGGCCAAGUAUUUGUGAAGAUGGCCGGGGAGAGUGAACAAGUCCCAUCCCCAGUGAAACAGCCACCCUUGCCCCCUCCCAUUCCCUCCACAGCCCCUACCUCUUGGACUCUACCACCAGGACCCCUACUGAGUGUGUUGCCUGUGGUUGGGGUGGUUCGCCCCGCCCCCCCUCCUCCACCCCCUCCCCUGACACUGGUGCUGAGCAGUGGACCCGCCAGCCCACCCCGCCAGGCCAUUCGUAUCAAGAGGGUGUCCACCUUCUCCAGUCGAUCUCCGCCAGCACCCCCUCCAAACAAAACUCCUCGACUGGAAGAGGAUGGGGAGUCCGUGGAGGAGAGCCCCCAGGCUCCAGCAGGAGCCCCUUCCUCACUGAGCAGUAGCAGGUUUAGCCGAGUGAGAAUGAAAACCCCCACAGUGCGUUGUGGUUUUGAGCUGGAUCACCCUGGUGAGCCCACUGGAGAGGAGAGCCCCGGGGUCCUCCAGGAACAGUCCCCCCUGCCAUCACUGGUGGACAGUGGUCCUCCUCAGGUCCCUGAUGGUCCCUCUGACUUACUGUUUGAGUCCCAGUGGCACCACUACUCAGGUGAGGCUUCAAGCUCCGAGGAAGAGCCUCCUUCCCCAGAGAACAAAGAAAACCAGGCCCCAAAACGGGCCGGCCCGCACCUGCGCUUCGAGAUCAGCAGCGAGGAUGGGUUUAGCGUGGAGGCAGAGAGCUUGGAGGGGGCAUGGAGGACGCUGAUUGAGAAAGUUCAGGAAGCCCGAGGGCAUGCCCGCCUCAGACAUCUCUCUUUUAGUGGAAUGAGUGGGGCGAGGCUGCUGGGCAUCCACCACGAUGCUGUCAUCUUCCUGGCAGAACAGCUGCCCGGGGCCCAACGCUGCCAGCACUACAAGUUCCGCUACCACCAGCAGGGAGAGGGCCAGGAGGAGCCACCCCUCAAUCCCCAUGGGGCAGCCCGGGCUGAGGUCUAUCUUCGGAAGUGCACCUUUGACAUGUUCAACUUCCUGGCUUCCCAGCACCGAGUGCUCCCUGAGGGGGCUGCUUGUGACGAGGAAGAGGACGAGGUACAGCUCAGGUCAACCAGACGUGCCACCAGUCUGGAGCUGCCCAUGGCCAUGCGCUUUCGCCACCUUAAGAAGACCUCAAAGGAGGCUGUGGGGGUCUACAGAUCGGCCAUCCAUGGACGGGGCCUAUUCUGUAAGCGCAACAUUGAUGCUGGCGAAAUGGUCAUUGAGUACUCGGGCAUUGUCAUCCGCUCCGUGCUGACCGACAAGCGGGAGAAGUUCUAUGAUGGGAAGGGCAUAGGGUGCUACAUGUUCCGAAUGGAUGACUUUGAUGUGGUGGAUGCCACCAUGCAUGGGAAUGCUGCCCGCUUCAUCAACCACUCGUGUGAGCCCAACUGCUUCUCCCGGGUCAUCCACGUGGAGGGCCAGAAGCACAUAGUCAUCUUUGCUCUGCGCCGCAUCCUGCGUGGUGAGGAGCUCACCUACGACUACAAGUUCCCCAUCGAGGAUGCCAGCAACAAGCUGCCCUGCAAUUGUGGCGCCAAGCGCUGCCGUCGCUUCCUUAACUGA
Elephantulus edwardii (Cape elephant shrew) is the source of this 8097-nucleotide messenger RNA. RefSeq names its product lysine (K)-specific methyltransferase 2B (gene KMT2B). NCBI's taxonomy places the organism in Eukaryota, Metazoa, Chordata, Mammalia, Macroscelidea, Macroscelididae. The record is from RefSeq and is a predicted model, not a curated record. Gene Ontology annotation, molecular function: DNA binding; protein binding; zinc ion binding. Gene Ontology annotation, biological process: positive regulation of DNA-templated transcription. The transcript is spliced from 40 exons. Gene Ontology annotation, cellular component: nucleus; histone methyltransferase complex. Bases 1 to 8097 code for a protein of 2698 amino acids.